AUGGUUUCGAUAAGAAAAAAGAGUAAAAGAAGGACUACUCGCCUCCGCGCGCGAAUUGAGAAGAGAGCUGCUAGUUCUCGUAGAAAAGAAAGAAAACUUGAGAAGAGAAAUCCUCAAUGGAAAAGCAGAGUCCCAAAGGACCCUGGUAUACCCAAUUCUUUCCCUUAUAAAGACCGUAUUUUGGCUGAUUUGGAGGCACAAAAGCGACAAAGGGAAGAAGAAAAGAUUGCUAGUAGAGAAGCUGCCAAGUCAGAGGGAAAUAUGGAUUCAGAGGAAGAUAGUGAGAUGGAAGACGAAGCAGAUGAGGAAGAACGAGCUGAUGGCGUUGACCCUAUGAUUGCAAAGAUCGCUGAAGCAGCACAAACUAAAGAUGCUGAGGAACAAGAAGCCGAGGAAGAGGAUGAUGCCGUUAUGGAUGAAGAUGAUGAUAACGAUGCUCCCUCUUUGGUUGAUGAUGGUUCUUUGAACACUUCUGAACGAAUCGUUAAGCCUGAUAACUCUAGAAAAGCAUUCGAUAAAGAGUUCAAAAAAGCAGUUGAGCUCUCGGACAUUGUUCUUUAUGUCUUGGAUGCUCGUGAUCCCGAAGGAACUCGUUCUAAAGAAGUGGAGCAACAAGUUAUGGCUUCUGCUGCUGAGGAAAAGCGUCUCGUCUAUGUCGUCAACAAGAUUGAUCUCGUUCCCCCUGAAGUGCUGGACCGUUGGCUCGUUUACUUGCGUGCCCGCUUCCCUACUCUCCCUUUGCGCUCUUCUUCUGGAUCUUCUGGCUUUAAACACAAGACAUAUUCUGCCAAUGGUACUAUUUCCGCCUUGUUAAAGUCUCUCAAGUCUUAUUCUUCCAAGAAAAAGCUUAAGAGCUCUUUGACUGUUAGUAUCAUUGGCUACCCCAAUGUGGGUAAAUCGUCAGUUAUCAACGCUCUUGUUAACCGAUCUGCUGCUUCUCGUUCAACCCCCUGUCCUGCUGGUAGCGCUGCUGGUAUGACUAGAGCUUUGCGGGAAGUUAAAUUGGAUAGCAAGUUGCGUUUAAUAGAUAGUCCCGGUAUUGUUUUCCCAACGGCUAGUAAGGAAGAUGAGCAUUAUCGCUUAGUAUUGUUAAAUGCUAUUCCUUCCACCAAAGUUGAUGACCCGGCUCCUGCUGCAGCCUACAUACUUAACUAUCUCAACCGCAUUCCUGGUCUACUCGAGCGAAUGCUUAGCCAGUACGAGCUCCCUCCUCUAUUGAACACCUCGGAAUUGGACACUGCUACCGACUUUUUGGUGAACAUAGCUCGUAAACGUGGACGCUUAUCUCGCGGCGGUAUUCCUAACUUGAAUGCUGCAGCCAGUAUUAUCAUUAAUGAUUGGCAUGCGGGACACAUUCAAUGGUGGGCUGAACCCGAAACUACCACCAAAGAGGCUUCUGCGUCAGAUGACAAGCGAGUUGUUUCCCAAUGGGCUAAGGAGUUUGAUAUUAAUGAUUUUUAA
This is a messenger RNA of Schizosaccharomyces osmophilus, 1461 nucleotides long. RefSeq names its product GTPase Grn1 (gene grn1). The transcript has 2 exons. Lineage: Eukaryota; Fungi; Ascomycota; Schizosaccharomycetes; Schizosaccharomycetales; Schizosaccharomycetaceae. Gene Ontology annotation, cellular component: nucleolus. Gene Ontology annotation, molecular function: GTP binding. Bases 1 to 1461 code for a protein of 486 amino acids. The record is from RefSeq and is a predicted model, not a curated record.